Molecule: messenger RNA, 2544 nt
Organism: Rhinopithecus roxellana (golden snub-nosed monkey)
Lineage: Eukaryota; Metazoa; Chordata; Mammalia; Primates; Cercopithecidae
Gene: SLC28A1
Product: solute carrier family 28 member 1
Biological process (GO): cytidine transport; uridine transmembrane transport; nucleoside transmembrane transport
Cellular component (GO): membrane
Molecular function (GO): pyrimidine- and adenosine-specific:sodium symporter activity
Source: RefSeq, a predicted model, not a curated record
AUGGAGAACGACCCCUCAAGACGAAGACAGUCCAUCUCUCUCACACCUGUGGCCAAGGGUCUGGAGAACCUGGGGGCUGAUUUCUUGGAAAGCCUGGAGGAAGGCCAGCUCCCUGGGAACGACUUGAGCCCCACAGAGAUCAGGAGCAACUGGAGUGAGGCGGCGCCGAAGCCCUUCUCCAGAUGGAGGAACCUGCAGCCAGCCCUGAGAGCCAGAAGUUUCUGCAGGGAGCACAUGCAGCUGUUUCGAUGGAUCAGCAUAGGCCUGCUCUGCACUGCGUUCGCUGCCUUCCUGCUGGUGGCCUGCCUCCUGGAUUUCCAGAGGGCCCUGGCUCUGUUUGUCCUCACUUGUGUGGUCCUCACGUUCCUGGGCCACCGCCUGCUGAAAUGGCUUCUGGGACCAAAGCUAAGGAGGUUUCUCAAGCCUCAGGGCCAUCCUCGCCUGCUGCUCUGGUUUAAGAGGGGCCUAGCUCUUGCUGCUUUCCUGGGCCUGGUCCUGUGGCUGUCUCUGGACACCUCCCGGCGGCCUGAGCAACUGGUGUCCUUCGCAGGAAUCUGCGUGUUCAUUGCUCUCCUCUUUGCCUGCUCAAAGCAUCAUUGCGCAGUGUCCUGGCGGGCCGUGUCUUGGGGACUUGGACUGCAGUUUGUACUUGGACUCCUCAUCAUCAGAACAGAACCAGGAUUUAUUGCAUUCCAGUGGCUGGGCGAGCAGAUCCGGAUCUUCCUGAGCUACACAGAGGCUGGCUCCAGCUUCGUGUUUGGGGAGGCGCUGGUCAAGAAUGUCUUUGCCUUUCAGGUUCUGCCCAUCAUUGUCUUCUUCAGCUGUGUCAUAUCGGUUCUCUACCACGUGGGCCUCAUGCAGUGGGUGAUCCUGAAGAUUGCCUGGCUGAUGCAAGUCACCAUGGAUACCACAGCCACUGAGACCCUGAGCGUGGCUGGAAACAUCUUUGUGAGCCAGACCGAGGCUCCAUUACUGAUCCGGCCCUACUUGGGAGACAUGACACUCUCUGAAGUCCAUGUUGUCAUGACCGGAGGUUACGCCACCAUUGCUGGCAGCCUGCUGGGCGCCUACAUCUCCUUUGGGAUCGAUGCCACCUCGUUGAUUGCCGCCUCCGUGAUGGCUGCCCCUUGUGCUUUGGCCCUCUCCAAGCUGGUCUACCCCGAGGUGGAGGAGUCCAAGUUUAGGAGGGAGGAAGGAAUGAAACUGACCUAUGGAGAUGCUCGGAACCUCAUAGAAGCAGCCAGCACCGGGGCCACCAUCUCCGUGAAGGUGGUCGCCAACAUCGCUGCCAACCUGAUUGCGUUCCUGGCUGUGCUGGACUUCAUCAAUGCUGCCCUCUCCUGGCUGGGAGACAUGGUGGACGUCCAAGGGCUCAGCUUCCAGCUCAUCUGCUCCUACAUCCUGCGGCCUGUAGCCUUCUUGAUGGGUGUGGCGUGGGAGGACUGCCCAGUGGUAGCUGAGCUGCUUGGAAUCAAGCUGUUUCUGAAUGAGUUUGUGGCCUAUCAAGAACUCUCCAAGUACAAGCAACGCCGCCUGGCAGGGGUCGAGGAGUGGGUCGGCGACAGGAAGCAGUGGAUAUCCGUCAGAGCUGAAGUCCUCACGACGUUUGCCCUCUGUGGAUUUGCCAAUUUCAGCUCCAUUGGGAUCAUGCUGGGAGGCUUGACCUCCAUGGUCCCCCAACGGAAGAGUGACUUCUCCCAGAUAGUGUUCCGGGCACUCUUCACAGGAGCCUGUGUGUCCCUGGUGAAUGCCUGUAUGGCAGGGAUCCUCUAUGUGCCCAGGGGGGCUGAAGUCGACUGCAUGUCCCUCCUGAACAUGACCCUCAGCAGCAGUAGCUUUGAAAUAUACCAGUGCUGUCGUGAGGCCUUCCAGAGCAUCAACCCAGAGUUCAGCCCAGAGGCCCUGGACAACUGCUGUCGGUUUUACAACCACACGAUCUGUGCAUAGUGAGGACAGAAUAUGUUUGUGCUUCUGUGCUUCUGAGGGCUGUUCUCCCCCAGGAAGCAUCUGUCCCCACCUUCCCUUUCCCAGGGCCCUCUUCAGGGAAGCCACAGGACUUAGACCCUGCUCAAUUCCACAAUUGGGAAGGGGUCAUGGAGUGAGUGUGCAGAGAGUGAGUGGGGACAUAAGGAAGGACAUGUCCCACUCCAUCCCCCUUUCUGCUCCCCCAUUUCCUACCUCCCCCAGUGUGAAUUCUCAGGGUCACUUCUGCCUCCUCCCAUUUCCUCUCCAAAUCCAAAUUGCACCCUGGUCCUCUCUAUCCCCUCUCUCCUGGGGUCCCUCACAUGCCCCUUCCCUUCUGUUGUGGGCCGCACACCAAAGCCUCCUCCCCUCCCCGCUUCCUGGGCACUAGGAUCUCUCUGUGGCUUCCCCUGCCAGGUGGUGUCACCCCUUUCUCUGCUUUCAGAGACUCCCUUCCCACCUUUCCUCAGAGCGCUUCCCAAACUGAGGUCCCAUGGCACACUGUCCUGGGAGGCGUUCAGAGGAUUCCAUAAUGGACUAGGUUUGGAACCACUGGGUUAAAUAAACUUAGGGCUAUUUAGA